UCCACCUGUGUUUCCACCUGUACACAUUGACCGGCUUCAUUUCCCUUCGUUACCUGAAAACUGACAGAAAAAUGGGGAUUUUCAUCUUGUUCGCUUUAUCCCUAGUUCAAACCAGAGUGUACGGACAGAUGGUGUCGCUGUCGGCACCUGCCACUCUGGACAUAGGACAAGCUGACCUUUCCCUUCGAUGCGAGUUUUCGGAUACGACGGGAAUAUCGGACGUUAACAGUAUUCAGUUUUACAGGGACGCCAGCGCCUCCAUGGGUUCAGAGGAGUCUAAAAUAGUGUCCGUAGACUACAACCGUACAAUCAGUGGCAGUGUAGUCCAGUGGCAGGAUCAUCAGCUGGAAUUACGUGGCUCAGCUUCCGGCUAUCUGGAUACCGUCAUGUCCGCUAACCUUGAACUCAACCUUACUAACACCGAAUGUAACGACAGCUCGACGUACCGGUGUACAAUCUACGUGACGACGUCAGGAGGCAUAGACAUUUUAAACGACGAAAAAACGAUUGAUGCCAUAACCCCUCCUAGUGGAAUGGACGCUAUAACGGCAACUGCAAUAACGGGAACGAUCAAUGACAAAGGAGUUGUCACCAAUGAAACGACUUUGAAUAUCACGUGCAGCGGUUCUGUGGGGAGUCCUGCUGGUAACAUCCGGUGGUGCUGGAAGCAAAAUGAUGGAGCCUAUAUGGAGGUGACGUCAGGAGUUAACGAGUCUGCUACGAUGGCUUCAGGAAACUGUGGGUUCAAGAGGACAUCUUACCUCGAGUACAACGUGACCAACGCCGAUACCAUGACAAUGUUCGUGUGUGAAGUCAACGGCACAUACGCAUGUGGUGGCGCCCCCUACAAAAGUGAAUUCUCCAUAACAACAGAACAAGAGUCAGGUGAUACGAAUCCCACUGGUGCAGCUAGCAAUUUAGGUGUUUGUUGGUCCACUGUUUUGCUGAUGAUUCUAAGCCUGUCCUGGAUAGUCUAAUGCUUAAACUAUUAAGCAAGAUACCUGGAUAAGAUGAUGAGACGUUUUGGGGUAAAAACCUGAUGUACAGUUUGACUGACUCAAUGACGGUCACCAGGACGUCUUAUACAAAGUGAUCACUGUGAUGGAGAGUUGUCUUCCCUCUUUUAUUUGAUAUAUACAUGUCGUAGGGCGGUUGAAUAGCCAACCCUCUAAGAUUAAACGGACUUGAGUAAAGCUCAUACUAAUGUUACAGAUUAAGUAGCCUAUAUAGUAGCAACCUUAUACAAACUUUUAUUUAAAAAUGGAAAGGGCCGCUCAGUUCAAGUCCGAAAGAUGAAGUGUGAACUAUAACGACUGUCAUGAGAACAUUGAAUUGAUGUGUCUGACAUCUACACUAGACCUGUGCUCGUGCAAUGUUAUUCAAUUAUAGCCUUUGGCUGAGGUCGAUACCUGGAUUUAUCAACCCGAGAAAAGAUAUAUUAACA
This is a messenger RNA of Mizuhopecten yessoensis (Yesso scallop), 1444 nucleotides long. RefSeq lists its product as uncharacterized. The transcript is spliced from 7 exons. The record is from RefSeq and is a predicted model, not a curated record. NCBI's taxonomy places the organism in Eukaryota, Metazoa, Mollusca, Bivalvia, Pectinida, Pectinidae. The coding region runs from base 72 to 977 and encodes 301 amino acids.